UGAGAAUUCCAGCUCACACACAAAAACUCAUCCGAAAAAAAAAAACCCAACUCGGGGAGGGGAUCUCGUCCAUUCUCCUCGGAAAUGUUCACAAUGCACUGUCCUACUGACUCAAAAGAUCAGGGACUUUGGAACAAGAUGGGUUCAACGUCCGGAGCGUUGGGCCGCUACUUCAACAUCGGGGAGCUGUGGUUCGUAGAGCUUCCAGCGCGGGCGGCGCAGACUUCAACAACGCGGAGUCUAGGGGCCCUUUGCCGAGGGCCGCCAGCGUGAAUCUCCGCCCAGCGCGGCCUGCGGACUUCGGGAGCAGUGGACUCCGGUAGGAGGUGCCCGACCCAGAUGUCCAAGCCGCUGAGGAGGUCCUCCAGUCCCGACGUCGGACUUCCAUCUCCCCGUCGAUCGGGCCUGAACAUCGGGCCGCCCGUAGCGGCAACAGCGGGGGGUUCGGAAGCCCCCCCCGACCACGGGAGGACAACAGAGGAGGAUGACUGAAUUUUGGAGCCUUCACUCACAGUGGGAAGUUGAUCCCGCUGUGUCAGAUUCAGAUUCAGAUUCAAUUUAAUUUUUUUUUUUUUUUUUUUUUGUGUGGGGAUGUCUGUGUUAAAGACUAUCGUGUCCUGUGCUCUUUCUUAUUUAUUUGUAUGGCUGUAUGGCGACCACACAUUUCACUGUACCAAUUGGUACAUGUGAGAAAUAAAUGUCUCUUGUAUCUUGUACGCUGACAUUGUUUUACUUGCAGAACUGUGAAAUAACAAAAUAUAAAAUGAUUUAUUAGGUUUUGUGAACUCAAUUUUCAUGGUUGAUGAUUCAAUGUUUUCCUUGUUUCUCUUUGCUCCCAGAUUCAUGUUGGCCAAAGGACUGAAGCGCAAGCUGAGUGAUUACGAGGGGAAUAUGGCCGGUGUCCCUGGUGCCUUUGAUUCGAACCCAGGGCUGCCCUACACUUUGCAGAGACAGUUAGUACUCAACAUGUGCCUCGUCAAGUUGCAAAGCUGCAGAAUGCUGGUGGAACCCAACCUGCAUCGUUCUGUUCUCAUCGCCAAUACUGUACGACAAAUUCAGGAGGAGAUGAGGCAGGAGGGCAGUGGCAAUGGACCAACUCCAAUUCCAGACACACACAUACUAUGUCAGGGCAGUAUUGAAAUAACUGGAUCACCUCCACUAAAUGCCUCUCCGGAUGCGAAUGGCUCUUCUGAUUCUUCAGAAAACCAGAUUGAGAAUGCGCUGGUGUUGGUUUCGGAUAAUGAUAUGUCGUCUGCCAUUUCAUCAAUCCUCAAAGAUUUGGAUUUCAUGGAGGACAUCAGCCCAUCUCCUUGCCCAACACCUGCCGGUGAAUGCGAUGGAAAUGUACCCUCACCUUUUGAAGACCGGCCCCAAGAGACACGUCCCGUGGAAACAGUGUUCGGCUCUUUUGAAAUCAGCAAUUCAACAAGUUACCUAACAGACCUUGCUUUCGACGACAUCUUUGAAGACAUUGACACGUCCAUGUAUGACUCAGACGUGUGUUUACUUCCAUCGAUGUCCAACAGAUCACCGCCAGCUGCUGCAGAUGAUGUUUCAAAACCCUUUCAGUUCUGUAAUCAAACAUCCAUGAACACCAUUCAGAUCUGUCGAGUAGACUUAAGUGAUCUGGAUCACAUCAUGGAGAUACUCGUAGGAUCUUAAUUCAAGUUCAAGUUCAAGUAUUGGGCGCUUGUCUUCCUAAUUACAUCAAACUGUUUAAUCUGCACCAGUAUUGAUGGACAAAGUCGCCAUCUGAACCAACGAUAAUUUAACCUUUCCAUAUCGUUGUGUAAAUAGAACAAUAUUCGACUACAAGGAACAUCUAGGAAAUCAGCAAUAUGGUUCUUGGAAGGUGGACUGCCGGCCAGUGUUGACGACAUUCUGACUUGCAAACCAGAAAUGUGGCCAUAUUUGUUUUUUUAUGGUAUAAGAGUGUUUUUGGAAUUCAGGUACUUCUGCAAGACGGAAUAUCAAUUCAAUCAACUAGGUUUUCAAAAGAGACGAAUUAUUUUGUUUCCGCACACCUACUGACAGUUUUCUGUCCUCAUCGGAACCGUGGGAGAAACUAAUAUUUUAAAGCCAUCUUGAUGAGCACAUUUAUCCUAUCAACUGGGGCACAUAUUGUGUUAUUUCCCUGAAGGUUUUUUAUAAGGUAUUCUUAUACCAACAAAGGCACCUUUAUCAAAAGGUUACAGGAAUGACAUUUAAGCUAUUUAUUUUUUUAGAAUUUUAUACUCUUAAAUCUCAAUGUUUGUUGUGUGUUUAUUUUGAGUCUGACAUGUUUUGCUGUUGGAUUUGGCUUACACUACCUCUCCCAUGAUCUAACAAAGCUUUGUUGAAGAAAGAUAUGCUGUACGUGAGCAGAUGGCCUUGGAUUUUGAAUGAUGAAUUGUUUGAGGAAAGGUUACUUUGUGCAACAUUUCUUCAUGAAUGUCAAAAUCAACUUUAAUAUUUAUAUUUUGUUGUUAAAGAUCUUCAGUAUCAGGAAACAUAGUAUUAUGGAAACCAUUUGCUUGGUUUUGGGAUUUACUAUGUUGGAUUAAAUUAAGUGCAUUGGAGGACUACAUACUACAGGAGAGGAGCCAGAGAAUGAUUCUGUCGUACUGGAACUGGAUGCUCUGCCCUCAAAACGAAUGUAUUACUUUUUCAUUUCUGUUCCCGAACAUGACCUAUCCCAAGCUCUUCCAUAAAUGACAGUAGAGGGAAUGCACGUGGAUGGGAAUAAGGAAGUCUACAUGAAAAUUAAACCAAUUUGUGUUGGGAGAAUAAGCAAUCAUUUAGGUCGAGCAGAUUUUGUGAUUCAUACGCAGAAUUGGAUCUAUCAAUAAAGUGUAACGCUUUAAAUUAUCACAGUAAACUUAAACACUUUGCUGAUCGUGUGCCUGUUUUAAAUUGAUGCUUUCUGUACACAGAAAUUCAUAACGUUUCAUCUCUGGAAUAAAUGUAAUUGAGAAAAGG
This is a messenger RNA of Leucoraja erinaceus (little skate), 2958 nucleotides long. Its product is annotated as SERTA domain-containing protein 2-like. The transcript has 2 exons. Gene Ontology annotation, molecular function: transcription regulator activity. The record is from RefSeq and is a predicted model, not a curated record. Bases 796 to 1662 code for a protein of 288 amino acids. NCBI's taxonomy places the organism in Eukaryota, Metazoa, Chordata, Chondrichthyes, Rajiformes, Rajidae. Gene Ontology annotation, cellular component: nucleus.